GGCAGUGGGUGUAUACCCAUAUAUAAAGAACAGCUCUUCCUCCCAUAUUCUGUACGUUUAAGCCUGUUUAUAUUUGGUCAAAAUCUCGCUGUACCCCCUUCACAAUGGCCCGCCUCUUCAUUGUACAAAUCUUUCUCGCCCUCACUGUUAUUGUGACCGCAAGCUCCCUUUCGCCUCGACAAUCCUGUGGAACCUCAUAUUACUACUGCUCAUCCACCAGCGGCGGCUCUUCUGGGUCUGGCGGUGGCUCUUCUGGAUCUGGGGGAGCCUCAGCGGCAGACUGGAUCGCUAACGGUGCUAUCAUUGAUGGUUUUAUCAACGCUGGAAGUUACAUUAAACGCUCCCUCCAUUUGCGACAGGAGGAUGGGGCGUUGUGUUGUCGAAGUGGAACGGAAUGCGGCGUCCUAGGCGACGACAACAUCCCACUCUGCUAUGACUCGCAAACAACAAAGUUUACAUUCGCUGACGGUUCAUACGGUUAUACCAGCACGAGUAACUACUACGAUACUGAAGGCAACGUAAUCAAUUUUGAGACUGGAGAUUACACCCUCGCCGAUGGCACACUUGGGAACGUGUUCGUUGAUAAUGGGGAGGCGCCACCGGCAACAGCUACGAAUACAGGGGUUGUCGACAGCGUGUCUAUUCCUUCUGCGACGAAUACGGUGAAAACAAACGACGGGCCAUUCGCUACCGGAACGGUGAAUCAACAGACGAAGCCUAGUGAGGGUUCUGGUGCUAGUUUUAGGAGGGGAUAUGGAGAUGCAAUGAUAGGGAUAGUUGGGGGGUUAGCAUUGGGGAUUGUGCUUUAAAGCACGCACAUUUGGAAUAGUAAUUAGUAGAAUACCCAGUUGGAGUUGGGUGUGCACAUUUGGAG
Molecule: messenger RNA, 874 nt
Organism: Pseudogymnoascus verrucosus
Lineage: Eukaryota; Fungi; Ascomycota; Leotiomycetes; Thelebolales; Thelebolaceae
Exons: 2
Coding region: 105-809 (234 amino acids)
Source: RefSeq, a predicted model, not a curated record